This is a messenger RNA of Saccostrea echinata, 934 nucleotides long. RefSeq lists its product as uncharacterized. Lineage: Eukaryota; Metazoa; Mollusca; Bivalvia; Ostreida; Ostreidae. The transcript has 4 exons. The record is from RefSeq and is a predicted model, not a curated record. The coding region runs from base 81 to 794 and encodes 237 amino acids.
GUGAUCAAAAAAGUGAUCUUUAUUGUAAUAUCAUACCGAGUCUGUGCACAAACAGAAAACAAUGUCUUUCUAGGGAGAAGAUGAUACUAGGAGCAACACUCAUCCUUUUUCUUGGGAUUAUAUCAGAAUCAGACGAACAGGAGAGGAAGCUCGCUUCCUUUCAGUUGACUGAUGGGGAUGUAUUUACUGCUGCAUCAGUAGCCACCUCUGGCGUAAUCUCAUCAAUAGAUGGCGCUAGUGUGAUUGGAUGCUGCCUCAAAUGUGCUGAGAUCGGCAUUUGUACUGGGAUUUUCUAUGAUAUCACGGCAAAAGUCUGCAAACCUUAUUCAUUUCAGAAUUAUACGUCAAUGACUAUAAAUGGCAUUGAAAACUUCGUCAAGAUUGUGCCAGAUUGUGAAAAUCAGGGUCAUGUUUUCAACAGCCAGCAUAAUCUAUGUUUUGAACUGUUUGGCAACGAGUUACCAUGGAAUCAGUCUCGGGACGCUUGCGUGGGAGUCGGAGGACAAUUGGUCUCUCUGGAUACAGUAGCCAAAAUUAACUUCAUGACAAACUACAUUGGCACUAAAUACCCUGACAUCACUUUCUGGCAUGUUGGAGCAUCAGACGAAGAAAUCGAGGGAGACUGGAUGUGGCCAAACGGAUCUCCAGCUGUAGGCAUCAGAACAUCAGAUAAUGAGACGGAACGGGAAGUGAGGGAUUGUAGCGCCCUCAACCGAAACAAAAGGGAUAUCCAGGAAGUGAAAUGUCAUACUUCAAGAAGACGCAUUUGUGAAUGGUCUAACUUGAUUCAUUAACAUUUUAAACCAAAAAAGUACAUAGAAGACGACUUUAAUAUAUUUACGAAUGCAGUUAUAACAAUAGGUUAUAUGUGGCGAGUAUGCUGUAAUAACGAUUGUUGCUCUCCUAGUUUAAGAAAACCAUCGAAACACUCUAA